Molecule: messenger RNA, 1503 nt
Organism: Spathaspora passalidarum NRRL Y-27907
Lineage: Eukaryota; Fungi; Ascomycota; Pichiomycetes; Serinales; Debaryomycetaceae
Exons: 1
Biological process (GO): positive regulation of catalytic activity
Cellular component (GO): fungal-type vacuole; cell periphery
Source: RefSeq, a predicted model, not a curated record
UAAUUUCACUAUCUUGUAUAUUCUUUUUAUUUGUACAUAUGUUAAUCAGCUUUAAAAACCACAUAUAAAAUCAUGAGUGAAGUUCCCAAUGGAUUAGCUCCUCCUGGUAUCAAGAGCAAUCGAGAAUCUCCCUUAGGUAGUAGUGCUAAUAUAACACAACCGUCUCAGCCGUCAGAACCGUCAGAACCGUCACAACCGCAAUAUCAUCCACAACAACAGAACCGCCACGACAAUAGACAUCAACCCAACACAAGCAUAAGUGGCAGUUUAAAUACUAAAAUCACCGACGUAGACACUGAUGCUAUUAGACAAGCAUUGGAGAAUGUCCAAAUCAAUACUUAUAAUCAUAUUCCUAAUAGAAUCCCCCCUUAUGUCAUGGACACCAUUGCAAGAUCACACCAUCGGGAUUUAGAAAAUACUACUGCCCAUAAUACCAGUGGUGGUAAUUCCAAUCCUGGAAGUACUAAUGUAAGUCCGACUAAUAUUAUCCAUCAGCGUCAACCGCUGCUUAGAAGAAUACAAAGUGAAAGAACAUUAUCUACAUUAUAUGACGAAGAACAAUACUUGAGUUUUGCCAAUGAUCCUUAUGUUAGAGCCAUGGAUGGGAAUUGGUUCAAAUUUAUCCGGUCAAUUAGACAACAGAAUGCAUAUACUAGCGACAAGAUACGAUACGAUGACUCAUUUUUAAAAGAAUAUGACUUGGAAUCGCCAUGGGGAGGAGCUAAACGAUUAAAAUCAGCCUACGUGGGUGAUUUCAUGGAAAAGGGCGAGGAUACAUCGGAAAUUUCCAAGCAUUGGUUCUCAAGAUUGUUUCGAACUAGGAAACAACCUGACGAUGACGAGAAUAAUCCUAGAGUUAGAUCAACCGCGGGGUAUUGGAUGGGGGAGAAUAGAAAUCAAUUAUUUCCUAUUAUAAGAAAGUUCUUUUUGUUUAAUCCUUUAGUUCCAUUAUUAUUAAGAAUUUUAACAUUAAUGUUUUUAGCCAUUUCGUUAGGAAUAGCUGCCUCAAUUUUCAAAUUUGCAGCUAGCGAAUAUCAAGGAGUGCAGUUUGGCCAACAAGCAAGUACUGUAAUGGCAGUUGUGGUGGAAACUGUGGGGAUCGUCUAUGUUAUUGGAAUUGCAUAUGAUGAGUAUCACGGGAAACCACUUGGGUUAAGAGACCCUAUAAGUAAAAUGAGGUUAAUUAUGCUUGAUUUGUUGUUUAUAAUAUUUUCAUCAGCAAAUUUGUCGUUAACUUUUAACACUUUAUAUGACGAUGAAUGGGUUUGCGUCUUGUCUCGAACCAAGGUACUUCCAAUAGAGAACAAUGGUGGGUUAUUAACCUUGACUGUGGACAGUGUGUGUCGAAGGCAGCGAGCAUUGGCCUCAUUUUUAAUGGUGGUGUUGGUAUUAUGGGUGAUUACAUUUACCGUCAGUUUACUAAGAGUGGUAGAUAGAGUGGCAUCUCCUGGAAGAGUAGAAUAGAGAAACAUAGCUUUACAUACAUUUAAUACAAUUAACACU